Armigeres subalbatus is the source of this 1191-nucleotide messenger RNA. RefSeq lists its product as uncharacterized. Gene Ontology annotation, molecular function: nucleic acid binding. The transcript has 3 exons. Lineage: Eukaryota; Metazoa; Arthropoda; Insecta; Diptera; Culicidae. Bases 123 to 1019 code for a protein of 298 amino acids. The record is from RefSeq and is a predicted model, not a curated record.
UUAUUUUAUUCGUCGCCAUGAAGAUCAACCAUCAACACUGGUGAAAUUUCGUGUCUGAUGAAACAAUAAAGCUGAAAAUUUAAUUUUUUUGUUGAGUUUAGCGGCCAAAGCUUCACGGCAAAAUGUCCAACCUGGAUUUCAGCAAUACCUGGUUGACCAAUCAGCUAAUAUGUGCUACUGUAAACGAAGUAAGUGCCAGAAUUUCCUGGUUCUGGCCGGUUUAUGUGGGUAAUUUUCCGUGCGUUGCUCGAUACGACGAUUUCCGCAACGUCCGUGAAUACUUCGCUUCCAAAGGACUUCUCGUGCGGUGUGCGUUCCGGGUGAAGGGACAGAUUGUCAAUGGAAUCUACGAUAUGUUGGUUUACUUUGCAACGGAAGGUGAGGCCCAUUUUGCUAUCGAUCACUGCCACCGGGAUACUUAUGGAGGGUACACGUUGAACGUUUUUCCCGGAAGGGUGCCGCUCCAUUUCGACCCGACUCGGAGCUUUAUGUUCGACACGAAAACAGAAUUCAGUGUUUACGGUCUACAAUCCUUCGAAAAUUAUGUGGCGUCAUUGAAUCCAUCAGCGAAGAUCACUUCCUCCGUGAAGAUCGAUUCCGAGUACGGGACCGUAGAGUUUGCAACCCGCGAGCAAAUGAAGCGAGUAAUGAAGGCCAACCAGUUCGAGGUAAAACCGCUAUUCAAGGUCAUGCAAAUCCAACGUUUCCUGGAGAAAGAUCUGUUGGACAAAAUCGAACUUUAUUUGGAAUCGAUCCCGAAUGGACUCCGAAUCAAUCAGGGGGACCAGUUUAUAACUACGGUGCUGGAAGUCAAACAACCUGCUCCGGUACGAAAAAUAGAGCAUCACCGUAGAAACAAGGAAAGAGAAUACAGAAGGGAAAAUCACCGCAUCAUCAAAAGACUCAAGCAGGGGCGUGCUCCGGUAUGCCACUACCGGAAUCCAAAGGAUGUCAAACAUUUCUAUUGGAUGGUUCGGCGUGCUAAGAAACAGCUUGCCGAGAAAAAUUUGCUUCCAUAACAUUUCCGAAAUCAAUAUCUGAUUUGAUUUGUCAAUUUAACUCCCCGACUAUUAUUAUAUCUGACUGUUUUACAUAAUUCAUUGAAUUAAUUGUUAUUGAACUGAAUUAACUCUUUCCAUUGUUUUUUUUAUCAAAGAUAAUUCAUAAAUAAAUUAUCAAAUAACCAUAAAA